Nerophis lumbriciformis (worm pipefish) is the source of this 816-nucleotide messenger RNA. NCBI's taxonomy places the organism in Eukaryota, Metazoa, Chordata, Actinopteri, Syngnathiformes, Syngnathidae. The record is from RefSeq and is a predicted model, not a curated record.
AUGUCAGAGAAAACCGGAGACGUCGAUUUAACCGGCGCUAAACUAAAUACUGGUGUCUGGCUUGUAAAGGUGCCAAAGUAUCUCUCGCAUCAAUGGGCAAAAGCCACAGGAAGAGGCGAAGUUGGGAAACUCAGAAUUUCAAAGAAAGGAAAUCAAGGGAAACCAGAGGUGUCUUUUACACUAAAUGAAGAGUUGACUGUAAUUGAGGGUAUAGACGACAAGUCAGUGUCUGCUCCUCGGGAACACCCGCUGACAAUGCAGACAGUGGGAGGACAGACGUUGGCGGUGUUCACAGAGACGGCACCUGGCCAGUCAGAAGAGCGAUCUGAUGGUUGCAGCUCAGUUUCGGGGGCAGGGGCUGGUCCAGAUAAAAUUGCCUUGGAAGGAGUUGUGGUGCAGCGAGCAGAUUGUAGGCCAGCUGUAAGUGAGAACUAUAUGAAGCUGAAAAGGUUACAAAUUGAAGAGUCCACCAAGCCAGUCCGGCUUUCACAGCAGCUGGCUAAAGCUGUCACUAACAACUACAAACCUGUGGCAAACCAUGCAUACAAUAUGGAAUAUGAGAGGAAAAAGAAAGAGGAAGGCAAGCGAGCAAGAGCUGACAAACAGCAAGUGUUGGACAUGUUGUUUUCUGCUUUUGAGAAACACCAAUACUACAACAUCAAAGACCUGGUGGACAUAACCAAACAGCCUGUGAUUUAUCUGAAAGAAAUCCUCCGCGACAUUGGCAUAUACAAUGUGAAGGGGACACACAAAAACACUUGGGAGCUCAAGCCUGAGUAUCGACAUUAUCAAAGCGAGGAAAAAACAGAUGAGUAG